CUUUUUCCCGGUGCAUUCUCCUCGACUUUACCUAUUAUAGUCAGGACUGAGGUGGUUCAGGAGGCAUUGUUCAUUAACAUCCCGCCGUCAUGGGAGACAGGUGGAUUCUUCUUCUGGCCCUGGCCUUUAUCACAGGCCAUGUAAGGUCCCAGUCGCAGCUGGAAUUCAACAUUACGACUACCUGGAAUGGCGGAGAUAUUAAACACGACCCCAUCCAGUUAGUCCUCACAGGGAGCCCAGAUGGGGAAUACCUAGAUCUUGCCAUCGAGGCUCCAUUCUUCAACGACCCUCCAGCUCCACCUGGCCCAGCUGGUCAGCCAUUCUACGGCCUUUGGAACUAUGAAGUGGUGGAAGCUUUCUUCUUGAACGAUAACAACCAAUACCUGGAAGUGGAAGUUUGUCCAUGGGGACAGCACAUUGUCCUCCUCCUGAACGGACAAAGGGCCGCUAUACGUCAUUCCCUGCCCCUCGAAGUCAACACGACGAGGACGGGAAAUAAGUGGAUUGGUAAUGCAAGAAUACCGGUAGGGUACCUGCCCAAAAAUGUAACCAAGUUUAACGCUUAUGGUAUACACGGCUCAGACGAAAACAGGGUUUAUGAAAGCCUCUACCCUGCUCCUGGAAAUGCUACUGCUCCUGACUUCCACGCCCUCGAGUACUUCAACGAAAUCGACCUUUCUGAAGUGCUGCCUGAUCAGGCGAGCGCAGAGAUGUCAGAACUGUGGUCUGAUUCAAUCGAAGGAGUAUUCCGAUACAGAAUCCAGACUGCCUGGAAUGGCGCCCCCAUAGACCACGCACCUGUCGAAAUUACCUUGCAGGGAUUUACGGCCGGAGUAGAAAUGAACGUUACAGCUCCAUUCUUCAAUGAUCCUCGCCCUCCCAAUGGCAGGGAGGGAAUGCCAUACUACGGUCUUUGGGAGUAUGAAGUUGUGGAAAUGUUCUUCCUUAACGAUAAAGACGAAUACCUCGAGGUUGAACUUGGUCCUUGGGGUGAACACCUCUUGCUCAUGCUCAAAGGGGCACGCAAUGCCAUCAAACACUCGUUAGCCCUUGACUACUUUGCUGUGAGGGACGAAGCAACCGGGACGUGGAAAGGUUCUGCCAUGAUUCCUCCCGACUAUUUCCCUCCCAAAGUGAGCAGAGUGAACGCCUAUGCCAUCCAUGGCGUCGACGAUCAGCGGGAAUACCAGUCCCUGUACCCUGCACCUUUUGACGAUCCCGAUUACCCAGCUCCAGAUUUCCAUCGCCUCGAGCUCUUCCGUCCAAUUGACUUCGAGUACCAGCUGGCCAACAACAGCGAAUACUCGGACCUCUGGAAGGGAACCAUCAAUACGGGUUCGGGUUCGGGUUCCAGCUCUUUCACGCCCAUGAACGAAGAAGACAACAAUGAAGAUUUCAUAGGGGCAGUAACUGUCCUAGGUCCUGGUGCUGAAGCUUUCAAACCAACUUCUGCUCCCGAGCAACUGCUGCAAUCACAGUCACACCCAGGGGCCCCAUUGCCAGUUUUAAACCCGCAGGGCGCAGAUAGGGUAGUCUUUCAACCCACUCCUACACCUAUACAGCAGUCACAUUCACGCACUGAAGGAGACCUACCCACCAAACACGAAGAAGUGCCAUCAAGAAUACCCAAACCUCAGUUAAUUGUGCCCGAUGAAACCCGUAAGCAACGUGAGGGGGAAGCGCCAAAUUUCUUUAGUCCCCCAUCCCUCUCUGGACAUGAACCUAGAGUGCCACACCCCAUUAGGUUAGGUAACAGUCGCCGCACUCCUACCGCAGAGCGUCAAAAUGUUGAGAGGCAACCUUCAAGAACUUCAAGUUCUCAGAGCCAUGAUCAGUUCCAAGGCGAACCGAUUGCUCCUGAAAUUCCGCAGAUUCGGGGCCAGAGACCUUUCAUUCAGAAUCAGAAUGAGAGACCAUCGAGUUUCAGCAUACGAAGAAGACCUCCUCAGUUUAUUGAUGGGAACUUACCCAGUGAACAGGAGCAGUUUUCUAACAUUCAUUCUCCAUUCCAGUCUCAAGAUCAAACUUCAGCAUCUUCCCAAUUCCAGGCGCACGGACAAGUGUUUGGAACGUCUCCUGUUGUAGGUGAAAGGAGACCUGCCUUCACAGUGCAGCAAGAGCCAGGUUCUCAGUUCGUCGGGCAACCGUUUAUUAAUCAAGAUACCAGACAACCACCAAGGCCCACCCUUUUCCAGGAUGGUUCUUUAUUCCAUGAUCAGAGACAACCUAAUUUACCAAACCAAGGUCGUCCCCCAUUCUUGAGUCCCGAAUUCCCGUUCCAAGAUCCAGGUCAAACUCAGUUCUUUAGUGAUGGACAGCCAUUACCGAAUAUCCCAGGUAGACCUCAAUUCGAAAAUCGUGAUCAACAGCAGUUCCUAAACCACGGACAGCCUCAUUUCCAGGAUCCGGUGGAAACACAUUUCCAAGACCCAGCUCAACCUCAGUUCCCAAAUAAUGUGGGGACUCGGUUCUCUAACCAGGGACACAGUCAAAUCCAGGUAAAUGAAAGAUUACCAAUUCAAAGUGAAAGUCACUCUCCAAGCUCUGCAGUUUUUGAAAGUCAAGGAGCUUUUGAGCAUAAUGGUCAAGGUCAGUCGCCUGUCCAAUUUACUGAAACUGCACACCCUGAUGAAUUUAACCCUACAGAAUCACCAAAUUUCCAAACUGAAGACCAAAAUAUUCAAGGCCACCAAACUUUUGAUGUCCCAGGAUCAGUAUCAAGUGUUGCCCAACCUCACCGUCCAGUAGGGUUAGAGGAAGCCUUAACUCCUGAGGUACAGGAAGCCCUCGACACUCUCUCUGAGGGAAGUCCUGCUUUGCCACCUCCUCAUCCAGUCUGCUUCGAGCGAGGUCUGGUGCCAGACCCAGAACGAUGCUAUGUAUUCCACGAGUGUGUGUUAGAGGCAGGCCAGUGGGAAAUGUAUUCUUGGAGAUGCAAACGAGGUCAAAUUUUCGAUCCUGUAAGUGUAGCAUGUGUGAGAGGUAGAUGCGCAAGAAGAGGUCAGCUCAGGAGAAGGGUAAGGGGACAAUUGCAUUAGUUUAACAUAAAUAAUGAGUACGUUCGGUAAUCCAGUGGUUUCUUUUUAUUUGUACACACAAAGUGUAUCGAAACUCAUUUUCAUUACCAGCAUUAUUUUUGUAAUGAUUAUAGUCUUUUUACUGUAACUCUCGUAACUGAGUUUCAUAAAUGUGUAAUUACCAAACUUUGCACUUCAGCAGAACUGUGUUCAACAUAGCUGUUUUAGCUUUAACAUUCCAUAAUAUUGUUUGAUCUUGUUUGUUACAAUAAAAGUUUUGUGAUAA
Macrobrachium nipponense is the source of this 3303-nucleotide messenger RNA. RefSeq lists its product as uncharacterized. Bases 90 to 3038 code for a protein of 982 amino acids. Gene Ontology annotation, molecular function: chitin binding. NCBI's taxonomy places the organism in Eukaryota, Metazoa, Arthropoda, Malacostraca, Decapoda, Palaemonidae. The transcript is spliced from 13 exons. The record is from RefSeq and is a predicted model, not a curated record.